Neurospora crassa OR74A is the source of this 5302-nucleotide messenger RNA. Its product is annotated as GTPase activating protein. The coding region runs from base 411 to 4841 and encodes 1476 amino acids. Lineage: Eukaryota; Fungi; Ascomycota; Sordariomycetes; Sordariales; Sordariaceae. Gene Ontology annotation, biological process: regulation of GTPase activity. The record is from RefSeq and is a predicted model, not a curated record. The transcript has a single exon.
AAACCCCACCCCCCCAACAAAAAAGGAGCUUCAGUACCCUGGCUCGCCUGGGCCGACGAGAAUAUCUCUGGAAGGGUCCAAGGCGGGCAGGAUUCAGGUCAGUUUCCACGCAGGAUAGUGGCUCUGCUAUAUUGGAUACCUGGUAUGAUGCAUUGCCAACCUGUAUUCGUCUGGCCCUGAGGUGUGUCUACCUGCGGUCCAUCGAUACGAUACUCGCCGCCAGCGUCGCUGUCGACGUCUCCAAGUCCCAUCCUCGAGGGGCUCCAGCCCGAACAGCGGAGCAAGACGAGGCCGGCGCUGUUGUCCUAUUUCCAAAUAGUUUGCGACGUCGCAUUCCCCUUUGUUUCUGCAUUGUACACAAGUCUCCCGGCCAGGACUUGCUCGUGGGGCCGGGCACGGUUGCGGCAGCAAUGGAAGGGAGGCACCCGGUUGUGCUGGGAAGUGCUGGAGGCAGCGGCAGCGGUCGUGGUGACAGGGGUGUAGGGAGCCAACCAAGUCCCGGCCUACAGGGCCCCAGUGACCGUGACCGCAACCGUACCUCUAGCCAUGAUCGCACCUCCGUCGCUGUCCUUGCGGACGCUUCAGCAUUCUCCCGAGACGGCGGAGUCACCGCGCCGCUUUCGGUACCUGACCGCUCGGUUCAGAACACAGCGCAGGACUCGGCCACCAUCACGGUCAAGGCCGCGGUCAAGGCCACGACCCUCCCUUUUGCUGUCGAGUCCGCCCCUGUGCUUGCUCUGGCCAAAAUGCCAGCUAGCUUCUCCUCACUCUCACUCGCACCCUCACCCUCGCCCUCGCCCUCACCCUCACCCUCACCCUCACCUUCACCUUCAUUCACAGCCACAGCCACAACCACAUUCACCUCUACCGACAACGGCAGCAGCAGCGGCAGCGGUAAUGAUAACUUCCGCUCCGCCGCCCGCCCUGCCGCCACCGUCAGAGCCGCCACCCCGGAGCCGGCUGAGGUUACGUUCGAUAUGUCUGCACCCAGCGGCAAUGCGGACUCCGCAGCCCUGCCACAGCGGCCCGGCUCAUUUCCCUCCAUCUCUCCCGAAACCUCGCCCCGGUCCAUGCCCGGUGCUGCCGGCCCCGUGAUGAGUAAGACGGCGCCUGCAUCCAUUCCGGCUGGCAGCCCAUCUGGUCCCGUCACUGCAACUCCGUCCAGCUUCCCCACGCGACGCCAGGGUAUGGUGUUUGGAGAGGGUCUGGCCGGCUCUCUCGACAGCGCCUCGUCAAGUCCACCGUCACGGCCGUCCUUGUCGAAUUUUCGCCCCAGGACCCAUACUUUGGACAGUGCCUUGCGGCAGCAACUUGUGACCGAGAACCGUCACCGCAUCGGUUCAGUCUCAUCGUCCGGCUCGGUGGCAGUCGUAGAUGACUCGAGGCCUCUGCCCCAGCCGCACUUCAACUCGCAUGGGUCGCCAGACAGUCACCACAUGGCAGCUGCGGCUGGACACAAGGAGAGAAAACUGUCAACGGCGAGGACCCGGCUCACCAAAAAAGCUGCCGCCUCCCAACCACCUUCUCCCUUCUUAUCACCUCAGCCGUCAGUUGACUCUUUGCCGUUGCCUGUCCCUACGCGGGAUGCCAACAAUGUCUUGCUCUUGAUGAAAAACCUGUGCGGAAGGAUGCGCGGAGAGGCCCAGUACCUGAAAGACAUGGGAGGCCUAUGGUAUGGUGGUAUAUGUUAUAUAGAUGAGGAGAAGGGGAGCUUAGUGAGCGACUCGGGAGAGGGUAGCUCUUCUUCUUCUGUGUCGCUUUUGAUACCGGAUCUUCGUGGAUGUCGUGUACUUCCGCUCAGUCGGAUGGAGAGAGGCGGCCGGCCGUCGCUGGAGAUCACCAGUCCACAUCUCAAUCUCAGCAUCAUCUUGUGCCCUUCAGCGGUAGAAGAGUAUGAUCUGUGGCUGGCUGCCCUGCUGUGUUGGCAGCAGCUGCGGCCUUCCGGCACCAAGAACACCAUGACAAGAUCAGGGAGCAGCGUUGCUCUACCACCGCUGAGGAGCGAGAUGCAGCGUCGGGCCUCCUCUUCCGGCCUACGGGAGGCUACCGUCAUCAAGGUCGGCAGAGUGAUGCUCUGGGACAAAGGCCUCGCCACCUCCCCACGGGCCAUUGUCAAACGUCCCUCUGCGCGAGACUUGCAAAUACCGCACAUGGCCUGGAAACGUGUUUCUUGCAUACUGUCAGACAACGGCGAACUCAAACUCAUGACAGAGCACGAUGUCUCGCUUCUGGCCAUGAUCGAAUUGUCUCAGCUGUCCAGGUCAGCUAUACAGCAGCUGGACAAGACAGUGCUAAACGAAAACUACUGUAUAGGUAUCUUCCCCAUCUACUCCCCUACAUCCACUCAAUUGUCAAUUUUGCGCCCAGUAUAUAUAUCAUUGGAGUCUAGGCUGCUUUUCGAGGCUUGGUUCGCCCUUCUCAGAGCCUUUGCGGUGCCUGAUCUAUACGGGCUCGAUUCAACAAGCCGAGGACGUGUAUACGAGGUGACCAACCUCAGCUCAGUGCCCAAAGGAGAAGUUUUCAGAGUCGAAAAAACAGUCAAGGUUAGAGUCACCGAGGCAAGGCUACGGAGUCGAACAUUUGCUCAAGAGGGAAACCUGAUGGAGCGCCAAAACAAAAGUGUUGCAGACCCAGACCCUGCCGUCGGUAAUUACUUCGCCGAGGUCAUACUGGAUGGCGAGGUUCGAGGCCGGACAUCAAUCAAAUUCAACACCAAGAACCCCUUUUGGCGAGAGGAUUGCGAAUUUACGGAUCUUCCUCCCUCCUUACCUUACCUAUCGGUGGUUCUAAAACGGAUCGUGGGCAAUACCGAAAGCUUCAGUCACCAGCUUCAGGCCACUCUUGGCUUGCCCAAAACAGGCCAGCUGAGCGAGGCGUUGUGCGGUGCUGUCGACAUCCCUUUGCAUCUUCUGGAGCGUGGAAAAGAUCAUGAGCAGUGGCUCCAAGUGUAUGACGCACGACAGCAGUCGAUUGGAACAAUGCUUCUCAAGGUGCACCAUGAAGAGGUCGUCGUGUUGCAAUCCAGAGAAUAUCAGCCUCUCUCGGAGCUCCUACACCGCUUUGGGUCAGGGCUGACGACACAAAUAGCUGACGUGAUGCCUGGAAACCUACGGAAGCUCGCAGAAAUAUUCGUCAAUAUAUUCCAGGUUUCUGGAAAGGCAACAGAGUGGCUGGUGACCUUGGUAGAGGAAGAAAUUGACGCGAUAGGGAGCCAAACGGCCAGCAAGCAAUCGCGGUUCAACCAGCGGCUGAUGUCAAAUGACUCGAUCGCUUCCACGGACAAAAUGUGGCAGACGGUUCAGGACAUGAGCAGGACGCUCCCGGGCGAGGCGAGCUUGCUGUUCAGGGGAAACUCAUUGUUGACACAGGCCUUUGAAAUUUACAUGCGACGCUUAGGCAAAGAAUAUCUGGAGGAGACUCUGGCAGCAAAGAUACGUGAAAUCAACGAGCUCGACCUUGAUUGCGAAGUUGACCCGAGUAGGAUGCAGAACGGCGAUGAUAUUCAACAACAUUGGGCGAAGCUAAUCGAGCUGACCAGCGCUGUCUGGCGCUGUAUCGCAUCGUCCGCGCAUCGUUUGCCGUCGGAGAUCCGUCACGUACUGAAAUAUAUACGGGCUGUUGCAGAGGAUCGCUAUGGCCACUUUAUCCGCACUGCUACUGCAGUUUAUACUUCGGUGUCCGGAUUUCUCUUCCUCCGCUUCCUCUGCCCAGCUAUCCUUAACCCAAAACUUUUCGGCCUCUUGCGCGACCACCCCAAACCGCGUGCACAACGCACUCUGACUCUCAUCGCCAAGACCAUCCAGGCUCUAGCCAACCUUAACAUCUCCAGCAAGAAGGAGACAUGGAUGGAGCCAAUGACCGAGUUUCUCCAAAAACAGCGCCAGCCAUUCAAGGAUUUUGCUGACGCCGUGUGCGCCAUUCCGGCCGAAAGUACCAGCAACAGCGUGCCUGCUCCCUACUCGACCCCCCUAACGAUUCUGGGCCGCUUAUCACCUCUAGCUCGCGAGGGUUUCCCUUCGCUCCCAUACCUGGUCGAUCAUGCGCGUAACUUUGCGGCUUUAGCCAAACUGUGGGCUAAAGUCCAUCCCGAGUCAGACUGGGACUCUUCCAACUGCGAAGGCGACCUACUUCAUUUCCAUCGUCUAUGCACCACGCUCCACCAACGCGCAAUGCAUUGCUUCUCGCAGAUGGAGACUCGCCGAAGCGCUGGUGAAACUACCAGCAGGCCACCGGAUGAGCGGCUUCGUCUCUCUGAUGCACUGGACAACUUGAGUUAUGGCGAUGUCCUCGGUUUGUCUGCGCACGGCAACGCUACUGGGAUCUUUUGGAUAGACGGCGGGAGCAUAGCGCCCGGCUCCUCAGGUAGUGAGAUGGAUGGGCCUGGUAUGGGAGGUGGCAGCAGCAGCAGCAUUGGCAGCAGGGACAUAAGGAACGCCUCGAGCGCUAUACGGCAAGGUUCUAAGAGCAGCGAGCAGCUGUCGUCCAUGUCGGGCGGAAGUGUGAAGGGGCUGCGCAAUGGAAUGCAGGCACCACGAAAGUUCCUUACAGGAUUUAUUCGCAAGACAAGAACGGCUUCACCCGAGUUUGGCAACGGAGGUAGUCCUGGUCACGGGUUCAUCACGGGGACAAUGGUGCCUGAAGCAGGCAGUACGUCGGCAGUUGCAUCGGCAUCUGCCACUGCUGCAGGUAAAGAGAAUGGCCGAGAGCGGGACCGAGGCGCGGAACGAGAGAAAGACAGUAAAGAAAAGCAUCCAGGCAAAGACGCCAGGGCGUCUUCAAGUAAAUCCCAAGGGGAUCGCCAUCACACGGCUCACCAACACUGGCACGAGAAGGGAAUUUGAAAUGACUUGAUUUAGAGGCACCAAUGGUUGUUGGCACAUGCUCGCUUUGGAAGGCUUUGGAAACCCUGGUCUGAGAAUGGGGGCAACGGCUCCCGUACAAAGGGACGUACAUUGACGAUUAUGCCUACGAUAUGGAAUGCGAGUCUUCAGACAGGGUAUCAGACUGAGCGCUCAUUCUUUUCUCUAUUCUUCCGCAAAUAAUUCUUGUUUAGCUGUUUGAUUAUUGUCUUUAGCAACGAUCAUGAUGGUUAUGGCCCAUUCUCUGAGGGCAUGCUGGCUAUUGACAUGGCGGACUAUCCGGCAGCACCAACCGCCGAAUCCGUACCUAUGCCUCCAGAUCUGAAUCCGAGGGGUCGAGGUUUUCUGCUGUUGCUGGGGAUGCGUCACGGAGGAAAACUGCUGUGCCUACAAAAGCGGCGAAGUGGCCUAAAAAAACAUUCUAUUCCGUGAGGCUGUGAAGA